Molecule: messenger RNA, 4149 nt
Organism: Bursaphelenchus xylophilus (pine wood nematode)
Lineage: Eukaryota; Metazoa; Nematoda; Chromadorea; Rhabditida; Aphelenchoididae
Source: the annotation of a GenBank genome assembly
AUGCCUUACAACGAUUAUCGCCAGAAUUUUCGAGAUCGCGACAACUUCCGUCGCAAUGGACGCCAACGGAUGGAUGAACGAGUAAAUGAAAAGGAGGUGCCAGAGAGUCGCCAUGCUGUCUUUUUCCGUGGUUUUGGUCCAGACAUUUCUUCAGAGAAGAUCAAGUAGGUGUUUAAGACUCCUGCUUAAUAUAAUGCACAUUGAAGACGUUGUUUACUGCUAUAAUAUGGUUUUAUCGGUCUAGUUAGUCCGACUAUCCUUGGAUAUAAUCGUAUUUCAUUCAAAAACCAGUUAAUUUUACGUUUACCUUACUCAUGGUAUAUUAUACAUGGCGAGCUGAUGGAAAUCGCUGAUUUCGACGAAAAUUUCGAGCGUUUGAUUGAAGAGUAUGGCAUCUUCGCAAAGCUGAGAUCCUCCUUGUUGUUCUUGACGUGUUUUGUGGCCGUUUAUUUGGAGUUCUAAUGUUUUAGAGACCAUUUUCAAGACGAGAUUGGACCAUGUAUUAUCGACUUCUACAAGAACACUCCGGAGAGAACGUUUGUUGCCGUGAGGUUCGAUUCGAAGGAUGAUGCCGCAAAAUGCAUGGAUAAGUAAGUUUCAUGCUGUUUACUUUACCAUUAUGGAUUUUUUAUAUCGCAUCAGGUAUAAUGAAAUUUUUUAGAUACAAGGACGGAAAGUUGUGGGGAUACGAACUUGAAGUGACUUGGUACAGAGAUAUUCGUCGAUACGUCGCGCAUGUUAAAGGUAUGAUUUUUCUCUAUUUAUUGUUGAUUUUUAGGUGGUAGGAAUGAGCGACAUGAUGCACCACGAAGGCGUGAUGGUAGAAGGUCUCGUUCCCGAAGAGGAUCCAGAGAUGGCAGUGACAGCGAGGAUGAAGUAGGCUUCCUUUCGAUCCUUGUUAUAUUACCUCUUUUCUUUAACCACGAUAUAAACGUCGUAUUGUUUUAGAGCCGUCGAAAGCGUAAACGUCGUGACUCUUCAUCGUCUUCCUCAUCCAGUGGUUCAUCAGCUCAUUCCAGACGUUCUUCCAGACCUGAAUCACGUUCUCAACAUUCAAAACCAGGAUCAGCUGCUCAUUCUCCGGCCAAAAAACCCGAAUCCAAGCGGGUCGACGAUUCCAUGGACAUUUCUGGGAUCUCGGACAACGAAGAAAAGGUAAGGUUGUCUACAUUGUCUAGAUCUAACCCUCGUGAGUCACAUAGUCUGUCUAACCCGUCUUUUGUCCAGGACUCCGCACUGGACAGGGCUGUUCGGGUGGCCCAGGAGAUCUCGAUCACUAGACCUGAUUACCCCGAUGUCUUUCUCCCCAAUGCUCUCACAAGUCUUUUGAAGAAAAAAGGGAUUUAUAAGUCCAAUGACGGCUUUAGCAAUGUUAGCAACUUUUCUGGGGACCGAAAAAGAAUUAAUUUAUCUGGUGAUCAUGAUGAAUAUAAUGGAUCGAACGAAUCGUCUCUUUACAAUCCAUAUGAUGCCUUGAGUUGCGACGGAGAUUCAGACGGUAAUAUGGCGGGGUCUACUUGUCCUCCGGAGUUUUAUCAAUCGGAAUUGGCUAAUCAAGAAGAUCCGGAUCUCGGCUAUCAAGGAGAAAGAGAGCGUGCGGGUGGUUCUGGCAUUUCUAAUGAUGCUUCGGGCCUUUCAAAUGAUAAAUCGGGAAGUGGAAGCCAUUUGGAGGGCGUUGAUGAAGAAUUACAAGUCUUAUUCCAAAAGAUUAGCCAGAAAAGUCCUGCUGCUAUCAAGGUGAAAAUGGAGCCUGAAGAUGAUGAAACAAUGAAUGCUAAUAUCCCUAGUUCUACUGGAAGUGAGACUCCAUCUUCGGCAACUGCAACUAAGACUGGUAAAUGCACCGUCAAGAUUAUUAGGAAGACUGAAGAGGAGAUGAGAAGUGCCAGAAGAAAAAGGGAUAAUAGAAGGGAUCGCACGGAGAAAGGAGGGCCUCAGAGAAGGUUUGAACAGCCUGAAAGGGAACAGCGGUUGGAUCCGUUCUUACCUCAGAACCAGUCUUCUGAUUUAUCAUGUUCUAGGUAUCCUUCAUUUUCUCAAUCGGCACCAAUUAACCCAAGAAGUACUGAUUCAUUCCCCAGACACGAUAAUGGGGAAGGUGUUAGAGGGCAGGAAUGGAGUGAAAAUACGUUCAAGAGGCCAGCCGACCCAAGAUUGAAACGAAGGGAGGUGGAAAAAGGUCAAGUACAACGUACUGACGUGAGAAGCAACAUAAACACGACGAAUAUCCCGACGGACCCGAGGCUGAGAAGAGGAAUGGAGCCUCAGAGAAGUAGUAAUAUGCCCGGUGAAGCUGAAAGUGGUCAGCUGAAGCCUCUGGAAAGGCAAGUUCCAACUGAUCCAAGGCUCAGAAGAAGAGAGGAACAGAAGAUGGGUGCUGGGAAUGUUGGACGCCAGGAUGGUGUAGGAUUUGCCCACAGCUUCCCGGUAUCCCCGAUGAUGGAAAAUUCAAGGAAAGAUCCGAGAAGUCAAUCGCAGGGACCACGGUAUCAAUCGAUUCCAAUUUCUGAUGGGUCGAGCCGAAAUUUGUCAUCGAAAGGAAUCGAAGUGAACAAGGGAUUUGAAGGAGAAGAUCGAAACGCUCGGAUGAAUCAAUUUGAUGUUAAGGAGAAGGAAAAUGAAAGACAAAACUGGCAAGAAGAACCCAUCUGGUCCCGCAGGUACUAUAAAGAACAGUCGAAUGUAAGAACUGAAGAUUUGUGGAAAUACCAGAAAAAUCUGGGACCCGUCCCUCAAGGAGAAUAUAAAAAGUUGGAAAAGCUCCCAGAAAGAAACGAGUUUAGAGAAGAAGCCGAUCCAGGUUUGUUGGGAAGACCGAGAAGUUCCAGCAGAAACAGAAUCGCCGAGAGAUAUGAGAAUUUUCAUCCAACCUCAACUCCGAGAAAUCAAAGUUUGAGCAGAAGACAUCGAGAAUUUGGGACUUCAAAUUCAUAUGAUAAUGAUCCCAGAAGACGUGGUUAUCAAGGUCUAUACGGAAGAGAUCCUGUUAUCCAUUCUGGAAGAUAUUCGGCGUUUCACUCCUCGGAGGGCCAAGGACAGAAUCAACGGUAUUAUAAUGGCACCAGAGAUCCAUCAAAUUCAAGGAGAAAUCCCCCAGAAUACGAGGAAAUGGGGAAGAGAAUGACUCAAAGGGAGGAUGACGAAAUCGUUCAAAGAUAUGAAAAGAGCAAUGAGAAGUACUGGACGGGUAUUAAUUACAGAUCUCUAGCCCCGCCUCACACCAGGCAGAUCAAGCAAGAAGAAGAUGGAGAAGUUUAUUAUGAUGUGGAUACUGGAUAUAGAAAUGUAGAAGAAGGAAGACCUGAGAGUAGAAGGUCUUUCUAUGAAGAGAAUGAAGGUUACAACUCGGAAGGAGGAAAACGAUGGGGUUCAAGAUAUGAAGAUGAUUUUGAGGUGUGUGGAGAAGAAAAGUUGGGACUUUUAAAUAGAAGGAUUGGGUUUAUUGUCGAAAGGUUUUAUAUAUUGAGUCUAAACUUCCAUUUUUGAUUCCAAGAAUAUGUCUUCCAAUUUUGAUUAUUUUGGCUGUCUGAAGUAAUAUUUUGAAUUUUACAGAUUGAAAGGAAACCAGACCUAAACAAGGAAACUAGACCCGAACCAGACCACAGAUCCAUUAGACAGAUUGCAGUGGAGCGGUGUCCGUCGAUCGUGGACGAAAAACCAGCAGUUGAUACCAUGUUUAAUAUUAGAGUAAGUUGACUUUUUGUAUUUUUUGGUGAGUUUAGGUUAAGACAUCAAAGAAAUGAAAGGAAAUAAGUCUAGACCUUUUUUAACAAUAUUUUUAUUCUAAUUUUGUUACAGAGCCAAAUAAUCCGCGAACUUCGUCAUGAACCCGGAAGAAAAUCUUCCUCAAAUGGGCUGCAGUUAUCGAAUUUGGCCACUAAACCUGAAGAAAUCAUAAGAAAUAAGCUGGCCAAGUUCCCAGAAGAAUUCAAAUCUUCGGUCGAAACGAAGAGAAAGGAAUUGGAAGCGGUGUAUCGGAAAGAUUGCCAGACGUUUGGAUUGGUCGCAAAGAAAUUGGUGGACAAGAACGCGGAUUUGGAAAAGUCUCUGAAGCUCGCGCUGCUCGGAGUACUCUCGGACUUGGAGAAGGAAACCAACGAAACCCUCCUGAAGUAUGUCGAAGAACUGGAGUUACUCUUCGACGCCUGA